UGACAUCACUCCCCUGCCUCUCGCAUAUACCGAACGAAGUUCAGCGUGCAGAAUGAAAACAACCCUCGCAUAAACUUCACGAUUCGCGUGGAUAAACGGAUUUACAGGCUAGUAGCUAUUAUUAGUUAAGUCAUGGCAGAGAAACAGCUGGUCAAUAAUUCACCAGAGGAUGUUCAGAGUGAUGACGUCUUGAGCACAUACACACACGUCUACAGUCCCGAUCUGCUCAGUGGUCAGGUGGCGUUUAUAACUGGCGGUGGAUCAGGUAUUGGUUUCAGAAUUGUGGAGGUUCUGAUGAGACAUGGGUGUGACACCAUCAUUGCGAGUAGGAACCUGGAGAAACUCUCUGAGGCAGCAAGGAAGUUAUCCAGUGGCACAAACAGACGCUGUUUGCCUAUAGCGAUGGAUGUCCGUCAACCAGAGUCAAUUAUUACUGCUGUGAAAGAAACCCUGAAAGAGUUUGGACGCAUUGACAUACUUAUUAACAAUGCGGCCGGUAAUUUCCUGUGCCCUGCUACGUCACUGUCAUUUAACGCUUUCAAAACAGUGAUGGAGAUUGACACCAUGGGAACUUUCAAUACCAGUAAAGUGAUAUAUGACAAAUGGUUCAAGGAUCAUGGUGGCUCAAUUGUGAACAUUUCUGCCACACUGGGGUACAGAGGUCAGGCCCUCCAAGUGCAUGCUGGGUCAGCAAAAGCAGCCAAUGAUGCCAUGACACGUCACUUGGCAGUUGAGUGGGGUCCCAGUGGUGUGCGAGUGAACUCAGUGGCACCAGGGCCCAUCUCUGGCACAGAAGGAUACCGUAGACUGGGUGGUUCUCAUGCAGAGACAGCAGGGCUGUUCCACAGCAUCCCUUUACAAAGAGCCGGCAAUAAGACUGAGAUAGCACACUCGGUUCUUUUCCUGGCCAGCCGUGCUGCUUCAUACGUCACUGGUGCUAUACUGGUCGCUGAUGGAGGGGCGUGGCUCACGUCGGCCAAUGAUGUGGAACGGCUGCUGGGUAUACACUCCUCUCGCUCUGCAAAACUUUGAAAAGACAGCACCACACGCAGGUCUUUGGUCAACAGAAAAAAGAAAUGAUGAAUAGCUUGCCUGGAAUUGAUGGAUAAACAACUGCGUUGUAGAUGACCAGACCAAACAUCUGUACAAAAUGCAUGAGGUCCUUGUGAUUAAGUUUGGAAUUUAUUAAGCCUUCAAAUUAUGCUUAACUUUAUAGACCAUUCAAUAAUUAUAAGUUAAGACAGUAACUUUUAUUCUAUUUUUUUGGAUAAACUUGAACUUGGCCUUAUUUUUGCAUUUUUAUGUCUACUUAAGUGACUAUUUCCUCUAUUGCUAUGCUUUUAAAAACAGUUAACAAAAUGUUAAUUUUGAGUAGAACAUUUUCUACAGAAUGACUCAUUGUAUUAUUUUAAACCGUUUUUGUAAUAAACCUUUU
This is a messenger RNA of Triplophysa rosa, 1435 nucleotides long. It is a transcript of the gene decr2, whose product is annotated as 2,4-dienoyl CoA reductase 2, peroxisomal. The transcript is spliced from 10 exons. Bases 133 to 1032 code for a protein of 299 amino acids. Lineage: Eukaryota; Metazoa; Chordata; Actinopteri; Cypriniformes; Nemacheilidae. Gene Ontology annotation, molecular function: 2,4-dienoyl-CoA reductase (NADPH) activity. Gene Ontology annotation, biological process: fatty acid catabolic process. The record is from RefSeq and is a predicted model, not a curated record.